Messenger RNA from Ailuropoda melanoleuca (giant panda), 3136 nucleotides. RefSeq names its product desumoylating isopeptidase 1 (gene DESI1). Gene Ontology annotation, molecular function: peptidase activity. The transcript is spliced from 6 exons. Gene Ontology annotation, biological process: protein modification by small protein removal. Bases 237 to 743 code for a protein of 168 amino acids. Lineage: Eukaryota; Metazoa; Chordata; Mammalia; Carnivora; Ursidae. The record is from RefSeq and is a predicted model, not a curated record.
CGCCCUCUCUUCCGAGUGGACCCUACCCGUCCCCGCUCUGUCACCUCACAGUAGUCGUUGCCGGUGGCGGGUGUGGGGGCGCGUGCAGCGCAGGGCCGCCUUUCCCCCGCCCCUGAGCCCGGGCCUGGGCUCGGUCCCCCCGCUCCCUCCGCUCCCCACCCCCGUCGGGUACGGGAAGGUCCAAGCCGCUGCCGGGUGCCUGAGGGACUUCGUGGCCGCCGCCGCCACGGGUCCCGAUGGAGCCGCCGAAUCUCUAUCCGGUGAAGCUCUACGUGUACGACCUGUCCAAGGGCCUGGCCCGGCGGCUCAGCCCCAUCAUGCUGGGGAAACAACUGGAAGGCAUCUGGCACACCUCCAUAGUUGUGCACAAGGAUGAGUUCUACUUCGGCAGUAGCGGUAUCUCCAGCUGUCCCCCCGGAGGGACAUUGCUUGGGCCCCCAGACUCUGUGGUUGAUGUGGGGAGCACAGAAGUCACAGAAGAACUCUUUCAGGAGUACCUGUCCUCCCUGGGGGAGUCUCUGUUCCGGAGAGAGGCCUAUGACGUCUUUGAAAACAACUGUAACACCUUCACCAACGAAGUGGCUCAGUUCCUGACUGGACGGAAGAUCCCGUCUUACAUCACUGACCUUCCCUCUGAAAUUCUAUCCACGCCCUUCGGACAGGCCCUGCGGCCCUUCCUGGUUUCCGUCCAGAUCCAGCCUCCCGGAGGGAGCCCCGUGGGCCGACCCAACGGCCAGAGCUAACAGGACUGCAUGGGACCGCCCUGCCUCACCAGGGGCUUUUCCUUUUUAAACAAAACAAACCCUACCAGAUUUCUAUUUUAUAAUUUUACAUCAGAGCUAACAACCAGGGGACGGCUUUUUAAAUUUCCCAGGGAAGGAGAUCGUCAGGCUGCAUGUAGGACAAUGCUGCUAAGAAACAGAACAAAAUGCCAUCCCUUCUAAUAGUAUUAUACUAAUUUAUUAAGGCUGUCUUGUCUGUGAGUUCACUUCUGACGCUGCUGCCUGAGCGUCUUCCACACUGGAGAAAGGGAGGGGGUUUGUUUAAGCAGAAGGCAAGAGGCACAGUUUGGGGGAGCCCCGACCUAGCACCUCUUUCCAGAGAACGCCCACGCUCUACCCAGGUUGUCACCACCUGUCUCACCAGGUGAGUUUUACGACAUCGGUGAAGCAACAGUUGCGACAUCCCGGAAGCAGUUACUCUCUGGUUUUCAAAUGAACCAAAGGACUUGGUGCACCUGGGACCAGUUUCAGGAAGACUAACCCAACCUAAGUGAACUCUGUAGCCUCAACCUCUCUCAUCUUCCCUCCCUACCCCAAGCAAGGCCAUGGGGCCAGGCCUGGAGCAACCAGAAGCCUCAGGAUCGAGGGAGAGUGACAGCAAGUGUCAGGCCAGAGAACACAGGAUAAAGCCAUUCUUCCUUCCACCUACUGAUUGCCAAUCCUCUGACAUCAUUUUUUGAGAACAUGCCUUGCUGUCUGCAGGCUGCUCUUCCUCAGCAUAGCUGACCUGUCAUAGUUAAUGAAGGUUUGGGCUGGAACAGCAGAGACCCAGGCGUUUUGUCUACAAGUAAUAAUGUAGGUUAUUUGCCGUCACUGUACCCCCCACCAAUAUGCAAUAUUCGGCUAGGGACCAAGGGGAAAGGAUUCCCCGCUCUAGGAAAAUAUCCCUGAGGUAGAAAGAAUAAUAAUGCAGAAUCAAGGUAGCAAGAAAAUUUCGAGUUGUUUCCAAUAGAGAUUUUUUACAUUAUCCUCAAUGUGUUUUGAAGGCACACGUUAUUUCUGUUGUCAUUCUGACUUUAAGGGUGCAUUGUUGAGAGCCUGCCUGGGCAUUUUCCUCCUGAGCUGCUGCAGGAGAUUUUGGGAGGGACAAUCUGGACGUUUCUUCUCUGGAGAGGCUUUCAGAUUCCUUUUCUUCACAUGCCUCCCUUAAGUUAGUUUUUGGGGGAGUGAGUGUGGAAAAGGGACUUAGAACUGCUGGGUCCUUGAGUCCCAGGCCUGGCAUCUGUGGGCCCCUCCUGCCAUAGCUCCUGCCACUUCUCAGACUUGAAUUAUGUUCUCUUUCCUGGGGUCUGGCCUGUAGCAGGUGCCUUUGCUUUUCAAAAAGCUGCUGCUCGUCUCUGGCCUCCCUUCCUCCUGUCUCUGCCAUCAGUCAUAGCACCUGGUACCAUCAGGGUCUCAGCUAGAGGAAAAGAUGGUUUUCUGCCUUAGUGUUGGCCUGUGACCUGACCAGGGGCAUCUCCAUGGUGACCAGCUGUGAUGUCAAGGGACAUUGAGGAGAGCAGAAAACAGCAGAGACAAUUAUUUAUUGUGGACCUACUGGCAGAAUUGGGCUCAUGGAGAAUGGGCUUCAGGCUGGAUUUCUCCUGGGAGGGCAGCUCGUUUCUGGAGGCCUUGGCCCUGCCUCCCACCCAGUUUCUCUCCUUUUCCGGCUUGCCUCAACUAGCCCGCUCUUCCAGGCUUCUGCUCCAGACCUCUCCUCCCAGAACUCUGAGCUCUAUCCAGAGGGCAUCACAGGCUCCUCCCCCCUUCUCCUCCAUAUCUAGGUUCAGCUGGCUUCACUCUUAAUAGCAGUCACUCUAGACCCAGGAGAAGUUAGCCAAAGUGGCUACCCUGAGAGACUGAGUCACUCAGUUCAUUGAAAGGCCCCCUUCAUGCCCAGCAGCCAUUUGUGCCAAUGCCUAUGCCCUAGGGAUUGUGGGGAGAGAUGGAGGGAUCACCCAGCUGUCUUCUCAGAGCUCUCCAGGAAGGCAAGCUCUCUCUCCUCAUCCAAGUCCCACAGUCACUCAUUUUGGAAGCCUGGGGUCAGGCUACGACCCUCAACCCCAUCCUCACAUUUCUCAGUCAAUACCAGAACCCCAGGAGCAUGCUCAUUGUGACCAGCUAGCUCCACACAGGUGUGCAAGGUGAGCAGAGUGAGAAAAGAACCAUGUGUGUAAUCAUAUCCACGAAGGUCCAUUGGUUUGAAGGGACAGGGAAGGAGGAGGGAUGAGACCAUCACCCCCUCCCAAAAUAAAGCUAUACCUUUGAGAUUCCUUUUUGCCCUUGAAGUCAAACUAAUAACUGUCUAGUACAGAGGUGUUUGCUCGUUUUCUUUGGUGUUUUUUCAAAUGCAAUAAACUCAUUUCUGCCUGCUA